CAACACAAAGAACAACAACGACUCGAUUCAGUGGGCAAGUGCAGAGCAACGAUGGCAUCAGCUACUCAAAUGGAAGGCAAAUGGGUUCAGCUUAAACAGAAAGGGACCGGACCAGGAGCAAGAAGCUCUCACGCCAUAGCUCUUGUGGGAAACAAAGUGUACGCCUUUGGCGGCGAGUUCCAACCGCGUGUUCCCGUGGACAACCAUCUCUACGUUUUCGACCUCCACACCUGUACAUGGUCGAUCCAGGAAGCUUCAGGUGACGCUCCUCCUCCUAGAGUAGGUGUAGCCAUGGCUGCAGUGGGACCCGUCAUCUACUUCUUUGGUGGCCGGGACGCGACUAACCAGGAGCUCAACGAGCUCUACUGUUUCAACACUUCGACCAACCAGUGGAAGCUACUCUCUUCAGGGGAAACCGGUCCUGAAAACCGAAGCUACCACUCGAUUGCUGCUGAUUCUCAGAACGUCUAUGUGUUUGGUGGUUGCGGUGUUGAGGGUCGUCUAAACGAUCUGUGGGCGUACAACGUUGUUGAUCAGAAGUGGAUUAAGUUCCCAUCUCCAGGAGAAGCCUGUAAAGGAAGAGGCGGUCCAGGGCUCGAGGUGGUUGAAGGGAAGAUCUGGGUUGUAUAUGGAUUUACGGGAGAAGAAGCUGAUGAUGUCUACUGUUUCGACAUAGCUAAAGGAGAAUGGAAAGAAGUUGAGACAAAAGGCGAGAAACCGUCUCCAAGAAGUGUUUUUUCGACGGCGGUUGUUGGGAAACAGAUAGUGAUAUUUGGAGGGGAGGUUGAUCCGAGCGAUUUGGGGCAUAUGGGAGCAGGGAGCUUCACUGGUGAAGCUUAUGGGCUUGAUACAGAGACGUUUGAAUGGAGGAAAUGGAAGGAUGGGUUUGGAUCAGAGGAGCAUCCCGGGCCUAGAGGAUGGUGCGCGUUCGCGGCUGGAUCACGGGACGGUAAGGAUGGCUUGUUGGUUUAUGGAGGGAACUCGCCGAGCAAUGAUAGGCUUGAUGAUAUCUUCUUCUUCAUUCCCAACUGAUUGGUAACUAAGUGUGGUUUGGUUUUCUUGCCAAAUCAUUGUCUGAUUCGGUGUGCUUUAUGCCACAGAAUCUGAUGAGAAGACUGUAUUAAGUUGUUUUUUGUUUCUGUUUUCCCUAUCGGAUUGGGUGAAGUUUCUGUUUAUCUACGCUUUUGUAAAUCGGGAUUAUUGUUUAAAUCAAUAUUCUGUGUGUAA
This is a messenger RNA of Eutrema salsugineum, 1227 nucleotides long. Its product is annotated as nitrile-specifier protein 5. NCBI's taxonomy places the organism in Eukaryota, Viridiplantae, Streptophyta, Magnoliopsida, Brassicales, Brassicaceae. The record is from RefSeq and is a predicted model, not a curated record. Bases 52 to 1032 code for a protein of 326 amino acids. Gene Ontology annotation, biological process: nitrile biosynthetic process. The transcript has 2 exons. Gene Ontology annotation, cellular component: cytosol; nucleus. Gene Ontology annotation, molecular function: protein binding; enzyme regulator activity.